AACAAAAUGAAUUCAUUGAAUUUUGUAAUUGUGACAAUUUUGUAUUGUUUUGGAGAGAUUUGCAAAGGUAAGGGAGAGUUUGUUUCGCAAGAUGAGACGAAAUGGGACGAGUCUAGAUGCACUAUGGCAGAACCAAGGGUAGUCUGCAAGGAUGAUGGCUCAUGCAUUGUUAACAAUAGUUUGGAAUUUCUUACAAAUGUAGAAGAUCAAGACAAUGGAUUUUGGAUUGGAUUUGCCAAAACAUGGAUUAGUUUUUCUUAUGUUGGGUUUGCGAUGUAAAUGUGCAGGUAACAAUGCCUCGCGGGAGAAAACGUGCAAAGAAAAAUGUGAAGAAGCUUUUAAAUAUCCAUGUGGUGACACAGCUGACACGAACGUGUUCUCAAUUUACACAAUAGAAAAUGUUCCUCCUAGCGAACAUUCACAGGACAAUAACAGAAACUGCCUACUGUUCUUCUAUAAUUACAGUCCUGGAUAUAAUUAUUAUUGGGAUUCAUGCAGUGCCACUUUAAAUUCCAACCCAGCGCUAUUAUGCAGCAACAAAUAUAUUUCAGAAGAUAACCCGAUGGCGAAAAUACACAAUCGAUCUGAUGUUAUUUGGGCCCAGGCUGUUGAAAACUGCAUCGUUGCAAGAAAAUUCCCUGCAUCCAUACAAAGUAUCAAAAAUGGGAAUUUUACAAACCAGCACGAGCAGGACUACUGGACAGGAAUCAUUAGAAAAGAAUAUAUUAUAUCUUUGAACGAUAUGCUUGACAAAAGCACCAAUCCGCCUUUGACGUAUGCAUAUGUGGAGCUGAUAAACCAGACUUUUUACGUCAGAUAUGCUGACGAAGGUGAAUCGAGAAAAAGCUUGUGCGCAGGAGAUAGCACAUCGGCAGGACCCAUGAUAACGACACGGGAGACACAAUCAUCCUAUUCGGAAUCAGCCACAACACCAACCAAAAAAUCAACGACAGGUCUUGCUGUUGGUUUGUCCGUUUCUAUGGCAUUGCUGAUAAUUGUGACGAUCAUUGUGCUUAUGUUCUUGAAAAGAAGGGGACUUCCAAAAAAGUGCUACACACGCAAUGGUGAAAAGGGCAACCAUAACGAAGACACAAAAACAGAAAUACCAUUCGUGCCAUCACCGAUACUUGGAUCUUCUACAUACACAACGAAUGACCUAAUAGCAUCAAAUCAUUCUUAUUUUGUGCUUGAAGAAAUUUAUAAGAGGGAGACCAGGGGGGAGACCGAACACUAUGGAGAGCCAGAUACGACCGAUGUUGACCAUUAUGAUUCAAUCGAAAUGUCGCAGAAUGAUACUUUUAAUAAUUACGACACAACUGAUGGCAAAAAGGGCCCAGCCAUGUCUGCAUUGGCUGAGCCUUAUAACAUUUAUAACAAAGUCGAUUUACAUCAAUCUAAUGAGUACGAUCAUAUUCAAAACGGAAAACCGCCAAAGUCGGACAGACAAACUGAAAAAAAACCCCGAUAUAUCCAAUAACCUGAUCGAUGGCAAACGCAGUUAUAGAUUCGGAGAUGACAGUGAAACAUACAACCAUUUGAACAUACAUGACAUGAAGAGCUCCGGCACAGAUAACGUCUAUGGAAAGACAAAAACAGAUGGCGAUAGUGGAUAUGAUACUUCCCGUGCUCUGAACCUUCGCAGGAAUAAAGAUGCAAAAGAUCAGCAAGCUGAUUAUGCCGUGAUAAAAAAGAACUGGUAGGAUAAAAUUGCCAACAACAGGACAUACACGAACAUGAUCUGAUCAUUUAAUUUCAUCAUAUUCCAUGACAUACGAAAGAAAUCUACGUUGCAUGCAGCGAUUGUCAACUUAACCAUGACACAUGUUUCCGAUCAAUCCCAUUCUUGUUUAUUUGCCAAAUAUGUAACUAACGUUUGCAAACUAUGCUCAUCAGUGAAGCAACACGUGAUCGUAAUGCAUUUUAAGACCGUCAAUUUAUAUCGCUCCAACGACAGCUUCGGGCAUUCAGUUUGAACUAUUCAAAGAGUUUCGUUAUUUACCUUGUGGAUUUUGCGAGCAUUUUUAACGAUUUAAUUAUUCGCCUUAAGUGAAACACUACGCAACAUUUUCAUGUAUGGACACCUUAUGUGAUAAUGAGCCCGCCUCUUUAAUUGUAAGUUCCGCGUUAUACGUAUAAGAACACGCCAAAUCGCUGAUGGCGGCAGUCGGUGUUUUUUGUGUGAAGUUGAUUUACAGGCCGUGUAUGUUGCACUUAAUUCAAAGUUUACUUGCAAGUUUAUUUGUAAAGAGUCGUAUAUCGUUACAUAAUUAAUAUAAAUGCUUAACCAUUCUAUCCAAUUUUGCAUUUGUGUUUUUAUCAUAUUAUGUACGGUUGGUGUGUUGAAAUAGUUGUUUCUUAUAGCAUUUCAAGUGCAGUAUUUCCAGUCCACCUGAAAUCUCAACAACUAUCGGCCAAUCGCAAUUCUUCCUUCAAUUUAUAAAUUGUUUGAAAAACACAACGCCAAUCUAUUGAGAAACUAUCUUCAUAAUUCUUACAUAUUACAUGAUCUCCAAUCCGGUUUUCGUCAGAAUCACACAUGUCAAACAACUCUUAUACGAUUAGUUGAUUCUAGGUUGAAUGAUAUUGAUUCUCGUUAAAUUGUUGGAACUGUUUUUCUAGAUUUUCGUAAAGCUGUCGAUUUGUUGGAUCACGGUAUUCUUCUACAUAACUUGAAACUUAUAUCAUUUCUCUGUUUCCAACCUUAAGCUUAUAACUUCAUACUUACUAAUGCGUCGUCAAUGCGUAAAAGUAGGAGAUUUGUUAAAAGUGGUGACCCACAAGGCCCCAUUCUAGGACCUCUUCUCUGUUCGAUAUACAUCAAUGUUAUAUAGUUUCAUUCAAUAAUUCCUGUAUUGACCUCUUCACGUAUGAUUCCACUUUGCACACUUCGGGUUUUAGAGUGAAAGAUAUUCAAAAAACAUUGAAGAAUGAUUUGGAUUCAGUAGUUUCUUCGUACUUUAAUAAUAACAUGUCAAUUCAUUCAGGAAAAUCAAAAUGCAUGCUGAUUAACAAAGGUUACAUAGCAAAUGCCAUCUCCCUGACAAGGCUAAUAAAUAAUACGACAAUUAAACAUGUUCCAAGCCAUACAGUUCGUGGAGUUAUAAUUGAGAGUCAAUAGAAUUAGAAAGAGCAAGUUUUCAAUGUUUGUAGGAAACUGAAUUCUAAAAUAGCACUUCUAAAACGAAUAAAAUACCUCCUGAGCUAUGACAGGCAAACACUAUUUUACAAUGCGUAAAUGCUAUCAACAAUGGACUAUUGUUGUUUUAUAUGGAGCAGAUGUAUACAUUCAGACAUAUAUUAAAUUUAUAUUAAUCAGAAAAGCUGCAAAAAUAUUUUUUACUAAAGCCUGUUAAAACGUCAUCCAGUCCAUUGUUCAAGGAAUUAGGCUGGUUAUUGUUUGACAAAAAAUGUAAAUUUAAUUUAAGUUUUUGCAUGGUCUUAUUUCUGAAUACUUAGGUGAAGUAAUUCCAUUUACCAAUAAUACAAACUACCCAUUACGGCCUGCCACCAAUAAGAAUUUAAAGUUCCCUUUGCUAUAAGACUAACUAUGGUAAAAAGUUAUUUACUUAUUUUGCUUAAUCCGUAUGAAAUUAUAUACCGAUGUUUAAAACACAAUUAAAAAAACACAUUAUGACAAAUCAAAGAUUUUAGUGAAUGACUGUCUGUUAAAAUUGUUAAUUUAAAUGCGAUUUAUUUUUGUCUUUUUUAAAUUUGAACAUUGUAUAUAACGUGUUUGUAAUCGUUUGAAUGGGCAAGGUAUACUUAUACGUUUGUAAAAUGAAUGGAAGACCACAUUGUA
Molecule: messenger RNA, 3799 nt
Organism: Mya arenaria
Lineage: Eukaryota; Metazoa; Mollusca; Bivalvia; Myida; Myidae
Exons: 9
Coding region: 215-1477 (420 amino acids)
Source: RefSeq, a predicted model, not a curated record